Messenger RNA from Peronospora belbahrii, 339 nucleotides. NCBI's taxonomy places the organism in Eukaryota, Oomycota, Peronosporomycetes, Peronosporales, Peronosporaceae. The record is from the annotation of a GenBank genome assembly.
AUGACUGAACGGCAGUUUGAGAUUAAAGUGGGCACUUUGCGUCGCAUGAAGAAGGAUCUGGAGUAUUAUAUGAAAGAACAUAUGACGCAACAAGUCAAAAUUGAUACAAUGCGUCUUGCUCAAAAGGAUGAAUACGAUAUUCGUAAACAAGAACAAGUAUUACUAGAGACAGAAAGGAUGCUUCCAGACUGUCAAAGUCGACUCAAAGAAGCAGUUAGUGACUUGUCGCAUUUCAUUGACAUUCAUCGCAAAGAGGUCAUGCCACUUGAGAGUUUCACAGAAGCUCAGGAAUUACUUGCAAUCCUUUCUCACUUGUCCACUACUUCUUCUUCAACGUAG